CGGCGAGCGGCGGGUGGCGGCGGGCGGCGAUGGGCACGGCGGCCGUGCACCUCCUGCUGCUGCUGGGGCUGCUGCACGCCGGGCCCGGCGGCGAGGGCAGGAAGGGCUGGCGGCGGCGGGGCCCGGCGGCCCGCGAGCGCGGCGAGGCGGCGGCGGCCGCGGCCGAGAGCUUCCCGCUGGACUUCACCGCCGUGGAGGGCAACAUGGACAGCUUCAUGGCGCAGGUCAAGAGCCUGGCGCAGUCGCUGUACCCCUGCUCGGCCCAGGCGCUGCCGCACGACCUGCGCCUGCACCUCCUGCACAACGCCUCGGUCACCUGCAACGACGGCAGCCCGGCCGGCUACUACCUCAAGGAGUCCAAGGGCAGUCGGCGGUGGCUGCUCUUCCUGGAAGGAGGGUGGUACUGCUUCAACAGGGAGAACUGCGACACCCGCUACGACACCAUGCGGAGGCUCAUGAGCUCCAGGGAGUGGCCCGCGACCCGAGUGGGAACCGGGAUCCUGUCAUCACAGCCAGAAGAAAAUCCCCACUGGUGGAAUGCAAACAUGGUAUUCAUCCCUUAUUGCUCAAGUGAUGUUUGGAGCGGUGCCUCUUCCAAGUCUGAGAAAAAUGAAUAUGCCUUCAUGGGAGCACUGAUCAUUCAGGAGGUUAUAAAGGAGCUGGUGGGAAAAGGUCUUAGCACUGCAAAAGUGUUGCUGCUAGCAGGGAGCAGUGCUGGAGGGACAGGAGUGCUCCUGAAUGUGGAUCGAGUGGCAGAGCAGCUGGAGGAGAUGGGUUAUCAAGGGAUUCAGGUUCGAGGCUUGGCAGACUCUGGAUGGUUCCUGGAUAAUAAACAGUAUCGCAGAACUGACUGUAUUGAUACCAUAACAUGUGCUCCAACGGAAGCCAUCAGAAGAGGAAUAAGAUAUUGGAAUGGUAUUGUUCCUGAACGCUGUAAGCUGCAGUUUAAAGAGGGAGAGGAAUGGAAUUGCUUUUUUGGAUAUAAGAUUUACCCCACUCUUCGAUGUCCAGUCUUUGUUGUCCAGUGGCUCUUUGAUGAGGCCCAACUUACUGUAGACAAUGUACACCUCACUGGCCAGCCUGUUCAGGAAGGGCAGUGGCUCUACAUCCAGAAUCUGGGUAGGGAGCUGAGAAACACCUUAAAGGAUGUGACCGCUAGCUUUGCUCCUGCCUGUUUGUCUCAUGAGAUCAUUACACGCAAUCACUGGACAGACAUCCAGGUGAAGGGGACAUCAUUACCCCGUGCCCUGCAUUGUUGGGAUCGGAGCCUACAUGAGAGCAACAAAAAUGGGAAGGCCCCUCUGAAAGGCUGCCCAAUUCAUCUGAUUGACAGCUGUCCAUGGCCUCACUGCAACCCCUCGUGCCCCACUAUCAGGGACCAGUUCACAGGGCAGGAGAUGAAUGUGAUCCAGUUCCUCAUGCACAUGGGUUUUGAUGUUCAGAAGAUGGCACAGCAACAGGGCCUGGAGCCCAGUAAACUUCUGGGGAUGCUCAGCAGUGGUAACUAGGAAGGGGUCUUCAGAGGGGCAGAGAGAUUAGAUCAGGAGGAGACUCUAAGCCCUUCUCCCACACUUUCUAAUCUUCUUCCUUACGCUCAUGCAGGCAGAUGCACGCUCACACCCAUGCAUGCUCAAACCUGUACACGCCCACGUGCUCCCACACUCUUGCACACUUAGGAUGUGUCAAGGAAAAAAAAAGGCAAUUUCUUACUUACACUAUUUGACUGGAACUCGUUACCUCCAAACUCCAGGGCUCAGUUUUGGCCAUUCACAUCACGUUCCUGUGUUACACAAGGCAAUCUGAUACAAGGAGUAGGAAAGCCAUAAAUAGCAGCAAUGAGAACCUUCCCCAGGUCUAGGACUUCUUCCCUUGCCAUGAAUUUUACGUCAUGGACUUGAUACAAGUGGUGAAAAAAGCAAGCACUGGAUUUCUUUUGUCCAACUAGAAGUGAAGGAAUGAUUACAUGACUUCCUGGAGGUCAGCAUCUCAUGAUAAGUCAUAACAUACAAACCCAGGACAUGUGCUAGGGAUGGACACUCUUGUACUCAAUUUACUUUCGUAUUAUUUUAUAAAAUGACUUUUUUAUUGCUUUUUUUUUAAACUAAGCAAGAAAUAUAAAUGAUAUUGUUUUGUAACAUAUUUUUUUUAAAUAACGAAGAAACCUCUUGCUACUUUGGCAACGUGGACAUAUUUAUUUUAAUAUGUAAAAUGCUAUUUAUAAGGGCUGACCAGAGAACCAUACAUAUGUCUUUGUAAAGUUGUAUAUGCUGCUCAUUUGGAUGGGUUAUCCUUAUGAUCACUUGUGCCUGGGAGAGGGCUGAGGGUGGUAUUGAUAUUUUGUAUUAAUUAGACUUCUGCGUUCCCCUUGCAGUAUGCUUUGUCAUUGUUUCUCUGAUGAAGAGGUUGUAAUAUGAGGUCUAAGUACAGAGAUUUUCACCCAGCA
This is a messenger RNA of Harpia harpyja (harpy eagle), 2443 nucleotides long. RefSeq names its product notum, palmitoleoyl-protein carboxylesterase (gene NOTUM). The record is from RefSeq and is a predicted model, not a curated record. Bases 30 to 1508 code for a protein of 492 amino acids. The transcript has 11 exons. NCBI's taxonomy places the organism in Eukaryota, Metazoa, Chordata, Aves, Accipitriformes, Accipitridae. Gene Ontology annotation, molecular function: hydrolase activity.